AUGAACCAAGAACGAGAUGAUUAUAUGCGAUCAACUAUUUUGGAAACGUACGAUCUUGAAAUUGAAACAACUUCAUAUAUUUGUGUACUGUUUCAUCCAUUUGACGAAGAUGGACAAAGUUAUCCAGAUUAUCAAGUGUUUAUUGCGAUUGGAGUUUGUUGGAUAGAAAUCGUAAGAUUUUUUUUCAAUAAUACCUGGUGAUGGGGUAAUGGGUCAUUUUUAUUAGGGCCUAAGAUAAGGAAUAGGAUCUUUUCUAAUUUAAAGUGACAACAACUGCCCUUUGUUAUUUCUAAGAACUCUUCUACCUCGAAUCAAAUCCCAAGAAACCAAUUAUAAUUAAACAGUUGACAUCAAUGUGGGCAGUAUUUUACUUCGGAAUUAAAUGUUAUUGUCUGAUCAGAAAAGCACUUCGAAAAUCGGAUCAAACAUCAAGAAAAACAAAAGGCCUUCAACAACAAUUAUUUCAAGCUUUAGUUGUGCAAACAUGUAUUCCGUUAAUUCUUAUGUAUAUUCCAAUUGCAAUUCUAUUCAUUUUCCCAAUGUUACAUAUAGAUAUUGGGUUUACAAGUUCAUUUGUUGCAAUAACAAUUGCAAUUUAUCCCGCAAUAGAUCCCCUUCCAAAUAUGUUUAUAAUCAAUAGUUAUCGUAAGACUAUUUCCCGUUUAUUCAAAAUGUGUCUAACUUGCUCUCUUGAUAACACUACUGCAAAUCGAUGUUCAAUAAUUGAACCACGACCAAUCGAAAUGAAAAUUAUGAAAAAGUUGCCAAAAAACAAUAAUUAUAAUAUCGUUUUAAUUUGA
Molecule: messenger RNA, 800 nt
Organism: Caenorhabditis angaria
Lineage: Eukaryota; Metazoa; Nematoda; Chromadorea; Rhabditida; Rhabditidae
Source: the annotation of a GenBank genome assembly